GAACAUCCUACCCCUCCUCUUCCUCCUCCUCCUCCUCCUCUUUCUUCUUAACGGCCGCAACCAUCUGCCGCCUCUUUUUGUAAUUUCUAACCCAGCAGAUUAUUUCCCUCAGACGUCUACUUGCGCUUGAAACGACCCAAACAUCGCUUCCCUCACGGAGAGCAACUGCGCAAAGGAGCGGGACAGAGGCAGCGCCACCGCGCAGGAGGAGGACCGGGGCGCCGCGUCCAUGCAACCCGACAGCGGAGGUUCAUAGAGACGAGCGCGUUUGAACUAAGGACCGGAGAACAAGCAGCAACUCUGCAGCCUUCGCUUAGGGAGGGAGGGAGCGAGGGAGGCAACUGUUUAGCAGAUCUUGGAAACCCUGGGUGAGGUGAGGGGAGGGAGGGAGGAGAAUGAGCUAUUCUUGUACCAGCAGAGGCAAUAGCCAGGACCCAUCAAGCGCUAAUCCAGCCAGAACUACCGACGGCGGCACGGACAGCACCGGCAACGGCAGCCCGAAGCAAACGGCGGUGAUGAAAGUGAAGAAAGGCUGCAACUCGGCCGAGGUGGAGGUCCCGGUGACCACGGAGGAGGAGCUGCUGGGGAGGACGGCGAUCACUCCGGAGGAUGUUCUGGGCUUGCAGAAGAUCACAGAGCAUUAUCUUUGCAGCCCAGACGAGAAUGUUUUCAAUAUCGAUUUCACAAGGUUCAAGAUCAGAGACAUGGAGACGAGCACAGUGCUGUUUGAAAUCACCAAACCUCCGUCCACAGAUAAGUCAGGAGAGAAGAGGGAUAUCGACCCGAACGCUGGCCGUUUUGUUCGUUACCAGUUCACCCCUGCUUUCCUCCGACUGCGGCAGGUUGGAGCUACCGUCGAGUUUACAGUUGGUGACAUGCCGAUAGAAAACUUCCGGAUGAUUGAGAGACAUUAUUUCAGGGAGAAGCUGCUCAAGAGUUUCGACUUUGAGUUUGGCUUCUGUAUGCCCAGCAGCAAGAACACCUGUGAGCACAUCUACGAAUUCCCGCCUCUGUCAGAGGACACCAUCAGAGAGAUGGUCCUGCACCCAUACGAGACGCAGUCUGACAGCUUCUACUUUGUGGACAAUAAGCUGGUGAUGCACAACAAGGCAGACUACUCCUACAAUGGCGGCACAUAGAGACGCCGCCUUUGCCGCAGGAGACAGGUGGAUUAAUGGACCAACCUGCAGGACAGUCAGAGGACAGCGUUGGCUUCAACUUCCUGUGUUUCUUUUGCUCUGUUUGUCUUUCUCCUGUUGAUACGACUCCAUCCAGCAGCAGAUGGGUUUGUGAUAAUCUCAGUGUUUGUGUGUAAGCACACAGACACGCAUCUGAAGAAGCUGCAUACACACAAACACACACACAUGGACACAGACACGGAGUGUGUUUGUAACAUGAUAAACCAGCAGAAAAGCGACGCUUACAUUUCAGAUGGUUUUUAGCCACGUCAUGAAAAAAAGUUUUCAAAUAAUAAUAGAAACUAUUUUUUUUAUUCAGGUAGAUAAUGGUAGGAAUCAUAGAGCCUUGUAAAAAUAUUCAUAAGUCUUGAAUUUCUGAUUUCAUCACAAUUUUGCUGGACGUUUAAUUUGUCCAGAAGUUAUUGCAAUAAAUGAGCUUAUUUUCAAGUAAGGGAAUAAAAAUGCAAGAGCACAUUCUCAAAGAUCAACAAACUUUUAGCACUGGAAAUGGAAAACAUUUUAAAAAUCCAAAAUGAAUAAACAAAGGCAACAGAAACAACAGUUAAAUGAAUUGUGGAGUCUUUGUAAAUAAAACUGUCCUUCAAAAAAAGAGCUGGCUGACACCAACGAAACCCACUGAAGACUUUUAUCAUCCAAUUUUUGGUAGAAAGAGAUAAAAUAGAAAAACAAUAAAUAAUACAGAUUGAAAUUAAUGAGCUUAUUUUAAUAUAUUAUGCAGUUAAUUGAUUUAUUGCUUAUUGCGGCAGGCCUAAUCACAAUUUUCUAUUCUAUUUUAUGUAGAGCACCAAAUUCAAAGUCAGAUUUGCUUCUGGACUUUGAUUAGGCCAUGCCAACACAUGGCUAUGUUUUGAUCUAACUGCAGCUGUAUGGUUGCACAAACCUGUUGCAGACUCCAACAGGUUUUCUUUGCCACGUUUCAUCGUAGAAUGAAACCUGUUAAAAAAAAGAUACUACAAAUAUUAUUUUCACUUCAAAACCAUCUGAAAAAAAUCCAAGUGAAAAUACAAAGUAUGUGGUUGUAAUGGGACCAAAUGUGAACAAAUUCAACUAGUUUCAAUACUUUUGCAAGGCACUGUAGGAACAAAUCUCACACUUCUAAAUGUGUUUUUAGGUCUUCAGUAAGUUUUGGGAAGAUUGUGAUUAUUUGAUUUUUUUCUUAUCUAUGUGUAUGAGUGUGUCUGCUGCCAUUUUGUACGAUUGUGUGUGUCUUUAUCCAUAGUUUGUUUGAGACAUAAACACCUCUCUGGUAAAAUAAAGAAUAUUAUUUCAAUGUCAGCAAUGUUCUAAUCUGCCUCCCGAAGGUCAAGUAGAUUUCCAGAAGCUGUCAGUUCAUUUUCUCCACAGUAAGCAGUGAUUAGUUUGAAGUUUAUGAGACUUCUGCUCCAUCUUGUUCCGGUCCUGAUUUGAUUGUUGACCUCUAAUAACUGUAGGACGUAUGUGAGUUCUGCAUUUACUCAAAGUGCAAGUUUUUUCAGAGAAACUCAUAAAGGUGGCUGGUCUUAUGUGGACAGAAAUGCACUUUUUCAUCUGUGCUUGUGUUGUACUUUAAACAACCUUGUGUUUCAUUGUUUGAAGUGAAGAUUGUCGUCUCUCUGCAGGAAGGAUGGAAAAUUACAAUUUCAGGCGAACGUUUGGUUUAGAAAAAUAUACAUUUGAAAAACGUAGCACAAUAAAAUAUUUGGAUGUUUUUUUUUUUUGUUGCGUUCAAAAAUCAUUUAUUUGUCUUAAUUUCUGCCUCAAAGUUGUUUCUGUUAUUUUCACCUCUACAUAUUCCAGAGAUUUUGAGUGUGCUACAUAAACUCCUUUUGUUUGAAGGAGAUCUGUCAUGAGAUGCCUCUAAUAUGCACACUUCAGUCAGAAACAUCCAAAUAAUUGUCUGAUAUUUAGGAGGGGAGGUGUUCGUUUUUACAUGUUUUCUGGUUUGAUGCAUUAUAUGUUUUGAUCAGUUGUGUCAAUCAAUUGAAAGGAAACCAGAUGUGUCUUCAGAUCCUGACAGAAGACACAUUUUCAUGUGAUUCACAUCGGGCCGGACUGGUUUCUGGUUUAUAGUUGAAAAAUAAAUAUGGUAAAAGUUUAAAAAUGUGACUGCAGAGAAUAAUAGACAGGAUUUGAUUGGGAAUUAAACUAAUUGACUUGAAUGUUUUGUUAGAACAUGUUUCAUAAAUAUAUAGGAGAUUUUUAAAGGACUUGUUGUGAGUCGUACAAAUUAUUUUGAAAUUAUUUAAAAUUUCCAGAUGUUGGUGAGACUUAAGAAAUGAACAAUAAAGAUUUAUUGGACUUUUUAAACCA
Messenger RNA from Poeciliopsis prolifica (blackstripe livebearer), 3488 nucleotides. RefSeq names its product unc-119 homolog b (C. elegans) (gene unc119a2). The coding region runs from base 396 to 1139 and encodes 247 amino acids. Gene Ontology annotation, molecular function: lipid binding. Gene Ontology annotation, biological process: visual perception; lipoprotein transport; mitotic cytokinesis. The transcript has 5 exons. Gene Ontology annotation, cellular component: spindle midzone; centrosome; spindle pole. Lineage: Eukaryota; Metazoa; Chordata; Actinopteri; Cyprinodontiformes; Poeciliidae. The record is from RefSeq and is a predicted model, not a curated record.